Dioscorea cayenensis subsp. rotundata (Guinea yam) is the source of this 2323-nucleotide messenger RNA. RefSeq names its product sister chromatid cohesion 1 protein 3-like. Gene Ontology annotation, biological process: replication-born double-strand break repair via sister chromatid exchange; synaptonemal complex assembly; mitotic sister chromatid cohesion. Gene Ontology annotation, molecular function: chromatin binding; protein binding. The record is from RefSeq and is a predicted model, not a curated record. The coding region runs from base 198 to 2177 and encodes 659 amino acids. The transcript is spliced from 16 exons. Lineage: Eukaryota; Viridiplantae; Streptophyta; Magnoliopsida; Dioscoreales; Dioscoreaceae. Gene Ontology annotation, cellular component: synaptonemal complex; cohesin complex.
UCAUCUUCUCUUAUCUGAGCAUAGCUCUCUAAUUAGAUCUUACUUCCUAAUCAUCACUUUUUCUUCACUGGGAGAGACGAAAACUAUCAUAUUACAACGCACUCGAAAUGGAUUCUACCCAGUUUUGAAACCCUAGACAGAGACGAAGUAGAAGAAGAGCACGACGACGACGAAGAGAAGAAGAGGAGAUAUUGAAGAUGUUCUACUCUCAUACGUUUCUCGCGAAGAAGAGCCCUCUGGGAACUAUCUGGAUCGCUGCCCACCUCGAACGCCGCAUCAAGAGGCCCCAAAUUGAGGGCAUUGACAUCCCCUCCUAUGCCGACUGUAUCAUGUUUCCCGAAGUACCGAUAGCCUUGAGGUUAUCCGGGCACCUUCUUUUGGGCCUUGUGAAGAUAUACUCUUGGAAGGUCAACUACCUCUUCCAAGACUGUAAUAGGGUGUUGUCUAAUAUAAGGACUGCAAUCGCCUCUGCACAAGUUGACUUACCGGCAGAUGCAAAUCGGGCACCAUUUGAAUCCAUAACCUUGCCUAACACUUUUGCACUUGAUGCCCUUGAAUUGGAAGAAAGUACUUAUGAAGCAGAUGGCCCAGAUAAGAAUCGAUCUUCAUAUGAAGAGAUUACUCUGAAUGACACUAUUCCUGCUGAAGGAGCUCAAUAUGAGGCUUUCUACCUUGAAGAGGAGUUCAGGUUCGAUCCUUCUCCCCAACCUGUGCCAGCGGACAAUGAAGCUAUACCAAUGGAUGAAGAUAUUUUGCCUUCAGGAGAGGUUGGUGUUGAUGCUACUGCCACUCCAAUGGAGCACGUAAUGGCUCCGGCUGAUCAGGAUGUAAGUUCCAUCCCAAGUGUCAGCGAGGCACAACAAGCUUCUCAAGAGUUCCCGGAGAUUGAUGUUAUGCGUGAUGCUGUGGACAAUCCUGAUCCAGUAGCAUUUCAAGAAUCACCCAUCAAGAACAUGGACUCUGGUGGUAUGGCUGAUACUUCUAUUCUUUCUCCACCGGUUGAACAUGUAUUGGCUCCUGAAGCUGGACUGGCAUCCUCUACCGCACAUGUUCAAGCAUCAGUUACUGCUGGAUCUUUAGAUGAUCCUAAAUUGACUAACACAGGAGUUUCUUUAGAACAAGCUGCGCCUGACUUUGAGCUAAAACCCGCUCCCGCUGUCAAGAGAAGGAGGGUAAAUGCAAGAAAGAAAGGACAGUAUUUCGAUGAAGAGGUUAUUUUGAGUAAUGAGGUGAUGAGAGAGCAGCUUGAUGAUACUACCAGGUUGGUAAAGAAGCGAGGCAAACUCCCCGGUUCGAGUCUGGAUAUAUGGAGGUUUCGCAAGGCACAACAGAAGGAGAACAUUUUCAAUGAACCCUUGCUUUCCGGAAUGAGUAGUGAUCUCCAGAAAGCUUUCAAUAAAGCCUUUCCCUGUGUGAAUGUCAAUGAUCCCUUCGCCUUUGAGGCUCUGCCAAGAUCACCAAAUGCAGAGGCAGAAAAUGCGGCACCUGAGCUAGAAAUGCAACCUGAACAAGCUCAGUCUGAUCAUCAAGUUGAUAUGGACGUACCUGACUUCACCACUCCUGAUGUCGAUCGAUCAUCAAAGCAACCUCAAUCCAUAGAUGUUGUUGGUGGAAAUUUAUCUGAUUUGGUUCCUUCUCCGAGCAAAGGAGGGGAUUUUACUCAAUUUGACAGUAAUAUAGGUUCAACUUCUCAUGUUGGAGGCACUUUUGCCACUGAGGAGACAAUGCCUGCAUUUGAAGCUCCUCCAUCGGCUGAGCCGUUUGGUUUGGAACCUGAAACACCUUUAGCUCAUUCUGAACAAUGGCCUGUUAAUGACCCUGUCCCAGAGUUCGCCACCAUACAAAUUUCUGCAGAAAAAGAAGAACUGAGUUUCUUGGAAUCAAGUAAUGCAUCAUCUGAUUCUGAACAACUGAAUGUUGAGAACAUGUCUUCAAGGACUAGAGCUGUUGCGCAAUAUUUAAAAAGCCAUUCUCCGGCAACUCAAGCUUCGAAAGAUCCUACUGGAACUCUGAGCUUAAACAAGAUUCUGGAAGGCAAAACAAGAAAGAUAUGUGCAAGGAUGUUCUUCGAAACCACGGUUUUGAAGAGCUGCAAUCUUAUCGAUGUCAAACAAGAUGAACCUUAUGGUGAUAUUUCAAUUUCACUGAAGCCUUCACUUUCAACAACCGAAUUUUAAGUUACUUCUCAUCAUCUCAAACUUUUUGCUUUCCUCUCUAAUUUGAACAGUUUUGCUGAACCAGAUCAGAAUAGAAAUCUGGAAUUUUGAAUGCAACUCUAUAAAUAUUUUCUUUAUGUACAUUCCAUCUAUAUAUAUUUAUUGUA